Adelges cooleyi (spruce gall adelgid) is the source of this 4663-nucleotide messenger RNA. RefSeq lists its product as uncharacterized. Gene Ontology annotation, biological process: carbohydrate metabolic process. NCBI's taxonomy places the organism in Eukaryota, Metazoa, Arthropoda, Insecta, Hemiptera, Adelgidae. Gene Ontology annotation, molecular function: hydrolase activity, acting on carbon-nitrogen (but not peptide) bonds; chitin binding. Bases 488 to 4210 code for a protein of 1240 amino acids. Gene Ontology annotation, cellular component: extracellular region. The transcript is spliced from 17 exons. The record is from RefSeq and is a predicted model, not a curated record.
AGCGUGCUGUCCGACCAAUCUUCACUCUCGUGUGAACAGUAGUUUAGGACGAAGCGUGCGAACGAGUUAAAUAUAGAAUUGUAAUUUAUAAAUCGGUGUACAAAGAAAAACAAUCGUUCGGAUGUGUACAUGUGCACCUGAGAAAAUAUUGUUAAAUCUUCGCCGUCCGAAACACGAGCUUUGUUUUUUUUUACUUCAACUCAACCGUCGAUUCGAAUAGUUUAUUUUUUUUAAAUAUAGAUAUUUUUGUUUGUUUUUGUUUGCUCCGUUAGCGCCAAAUUGCAUCGAUCAUCAAUGUCCGGCUCGUUUCGCGUUUAAAUUCGUUUUACGCGUGUCCCGGCGAGUGCAUGGCCUGCGUUACAACUGUAAAUGUCACAAACUUUCAAUAGCCGAUUAGUCCUCAGCCUCGUCCGUCCAUAGCCCACGCGCAUCGCCUGAAGAAGUCGCUCGCUAUUUGGAUACACAUUCUAAGCAUCUGAAGCACACGAUGGUCCGUCCCAACGAAAUCGUCGUGCUCGCGUUAAUGUCGAUUGCAUGUCUAACGCACAAAGGACUAUGCGAAGAAAGGCGGCAAAACGGCGAAUUCAAAUGCCCCGAGGAGUUUGGAUAUUAUCCACACCCCAACGACUGUUCUCAAUACUAUGUAUGCGUGUUCGGUGGUCCUCUUUUGGAAUCGUGUACCGGUGGACUAAUGUACAGUCACGAGCUACAAACGUGUGAUUGGCCGCGUAACGUGGGAUGCGGCGCUGAAACAACUGCCAGUCAAUCGGAUAACCAAGAAAACGCUUUGGCGCUGACGCGGUCGUCGCCUGACCGCCAGAGACAUCCGUCGGCACAACCCCAGCGAGCCACGCCGACCCUAUUCGGCAACCAGCAGACCCAUCGAGUUCAACAGGCCCAAGAACAACGUCAAGUCGACGACCAACUGGCUAAACAACAACAACUGUACGAAGAAGAGGAAUACGGAGCGAUCGAAGACGACAGCGAUAGGCAACAGAGAGUGUACAGAGGACAGCCGUCGACGCUGGGUCAAGUAGCCAGAGACAGAGACGGUCUGACUAAACAUAGAAAUGUGAUAACGCCAUUCGCGGGAGUAGAAAAGAACAAACAGUUCCAAUUGCCAAAUCAAAACUUCAGAAACGAUACGAAGCAACACCGCGUUAAACAACGUUUUAAAAGACAGACCCGACCAAGCCACGACGGAAAGACAAGACCGAGACCGACUGAGAUGACAUUGUCGACAACCAAUUACGCUUUGCGCAAAUUACCCAAACACUACCAGGUACCCAGACCUUCGUCUUACGUACCCAUAACAAACUCAGACAAUUCGCAAAAACACAAGCGAUGCUUGUACAAAUCCCAAAGAUACCCGGGACUUUUGAUCCCUUGUCCGUCUUCUCGUUUUCGGGUACCGCCGUCACUGCGUUCACGUGAUAACGAGGACGAUCAGUCCGCGGACGACGAGAGUUCUAGAGACAACGAAGAGACUGUCGACGACAAAGGCGAGUACGCCGAUUAUCCGGAAAACGAAAACCAAGAGGAAUACGAAGAAGAGGAAAAUCCUCAGUCGCACAAUGCCGACCAAGCAUUCGAGCACUUGGUCAACCGAGUGAGGUGCAAGAACAAAAACUGCGACAGCGACGAACCCGGGGGCCAGGAAGAGGACGCCCGGAACAACCAGGAAGAAGACGAUGGCGGUGGCGGGGAAAACCAAGAAGGGAACGUCGAAGAAGAGGAGAGCCAAGAGGGAUCGCCCGACGACAAAGCGGAAGAAGAGGAGGGAGAAGACGAAAAACACGAGCGCCCUCAGAAACACAAGGCCAAGCCAAAGCCGCCGAGCCCGAAAGCGGUAAACGCGAUGAAACCUUUGACGAUCGCUCAUAACUAUAAGCCGGCCAACUUCACCAAAAUCAAAAGGAAACCUACUCCGCCGCCUCCACCUCCUCGUCCCCAUCACCACCCGCAUCAUCCCAAAUUGACAGCUUACGACGACCGGGACAAAGGCGAGGCCCAAGAAGCGGAAGAGGAAGACAGCCAAGAGAGUAGCAGGCAAGAGGACGUGGAAGAGUACAACGAAAACGACGAGCUGGCCGACGACGAGUAUUACUACGACGACGAGGACUACGAUGCGCCGCCGAAAAAACCCAAAAUACCGCAAAAGCUGAUCGGCAUCGACGGCAUGAAGUUCGACCACGAAGGAGACGAACCUUCCGAGAGCAUCUACAAGAACACCGUACUUAAAAACGUCUCGAAAACCGGAGACGCGCACAAACCGUACGAUACGGGAUCGACGGUGGUCAACUCGUAUGACACCUUACCGCAAAGGCCCAGACCGUACGACUCGGCCGCCGAAGCGUAUUCUCGAAUAAAAGACAAAAACAGACCUCACGACCAGCAGACCGCCAUGCAAAUGACGGUCCGCGACACUACUGUGGCAUUAAAUUUACUUGAAGAACAAACGACUAAACACAAAGUGCCCAAAAUUAAUACUGACUGGACGACGGUGUCGGCUGUAAAAAAAUACACGCCGAGACCGACUGUCCGACCGAACAUCCUACAAAGACCACAACAGAUCUCUGUUCCGUCUUACGCGAUUGAACAGACGGUGCCACUUGUGACCACAUCUAAAACCACCGCUUCCACAGUUACCCGCAAUGCAUCACAGCAGUACGACCCUACUUUCUAUAAUGUUUACGAUGACGACUCCGAAGUUUACAAGGACGUUGACUACGGUCAGUUCACACUUUCGUCGGUGAAUAACAACAACAGGCUUAAACCUCAACCGGACACGUUUAGAGUAUCCGUACCAAUACCCCCUCAACCCACGCCGAGAUACCAAGCUAACACAUUUCUGCCAGAGUAUAACCUUAAAAUCACUGAGGAAGAACCUCAACGGGAUCAACAGACCAAAGCUACCUACAGAGGCCGAGUGAGGGGAAGUGCAACAUACACGACGGCAAGCAGCAAUGAUAUCGACAGGGGUACACCUUUAGCUGGGAGAACGCGUCCUACAUUGAAACCGUCAACGUCGAUUGUUAGCAAAGCGUCUGAAUUCGUAGAUGUUUACAAGUAUCCGCCUAAAAGACCCGACCCAAUUUAUCCGACUCCGCAGCCCGACAAAACCGCAGCCAAGUGUCGCAAAGACGUUUGCCAAUUACCCGAUUGCAGCUGUGGCGGCAAAGAAAUUCCAGGUGAUUUAUCGCCUGAAGAAACACCGCAAAUGGUCUUGUUGACUUUCGACGAUUCCGUGAACGACUUAAACAAAGGACUUUAUGCUGACUUAUUCGAAAAAGGCAGAGUGAACCCCAACGGUUGUCCGAUAAGCGCUACUUUCUACGUGUCUCACGAAUGGACGGACUACAGUCAAGUGCAGAACUUGUACGCAGCCGGACACGAAAUAGCGUCUCAUUCAGUAUCACAUAGUUUUGGCGAACAGUUUUCGCAAAAGAAAUGGACCAAGGAAAUCGUCGGCCAGAGAGAAAUCCUUUCGGCUUACGGUGGAGUCCGACAAGAAGACGUUAGGGGAAUGAGAGCACCGUUCUUGGCCGUCGGAGGUAACAAAAUGUUCAAAAUGUUGUACGACAGUAACUUCACGUACGAUUCGUCCAUGCCCAUUUACGAGAACAAACCACCUAGCUGGCCGUACACGUUAGAUUAUAAAUUAUUCCACGACUGCAUGAUACCACCCUGCCCCACCAGAUCAUACCCAGGGGUAUGGGAAGUACCCAUGGUUAUGUGGCAAGACUUAAACGGCGGAAGGUGUUCUAUGGGUGAUGCUUGUAGUAAUCCUCCGGACGCUGAUGGAGUACACAAGAUGCUAAUGAAAAACUUUGACAGACAUUUCACGAGCAACAGAGCACCGUUCGGUUUGUUCUAUCACGCAGCUUGGUUUACCCAACCCCACCACAAGGAAGGAUUCAUUCGGUUCUUGGACACUAUCGUGGACAUGCCUGAGGUGUGGGUCGUCAAUAACUGGCAAGCGCUCCAGUGGGUCAGAGAUCCGACUUCCAUAUCUAGAUUACAAUCAUUUUCGCCUUUCCAUUGUGAUUUUUCGGAGAGGCCAAAGAAAUGUAACAACCCAAAAGUCUGCAAUCUGUGGCACAAAUCCGGAGUUAGAUACAUGCGUACAUGUCAACCGUGUCCCGACGUUUAUCCAUGGACGGGAAAGACUGGAAUUAGGAGUAGUCGGAUUGACGACGGAUCCGAGUGACGACAUCAUUUUGACAAAGGCCAAAAAUUUGUGUUAGGACAUAAUUAUACUUUUUUUACGAAUAAAUUAUGAACAAUCAUUACUAUUAAAAAACAUGUGAACACUUUUUCACGUUGUCGAUCACACGGUAUCAUUUACACGACGUUGAAAAACUGUAUACAUGUACAACAAACAACAAAAUAUCCAAAUACCAGCUCAAUAAAAUAUCGUUAGCCACAAUUUUGCCAAUUGGUGUACGUUCAUAUUGUUUUACAUCCGCGAAUAUUUAUUAAAAACCAAGCAAUAUCUAAAAAUAUUUCCCAUCCAACCCGCCCCCUCCCCCAUAAAUGUUAAGUAUUGUAUAAAAUUUAAUAAUCUUACACACGCGAGUAAAACGACUAUAUUGUAAGUAUUUGUGUAAUACUGUUACCUAAGUUAAGUACUAUAUAAAAAUAAAUAUCUAAUGAAAAAAUA